AUGGACUCCCAUCACGACGCAUCUUUGAUUGGAACGGAUGGUCUGAUAGCUAUCUUGACAAUCAAGAACCUCUUACGUCUCUUGGGGCUUUGGGUGGUCUAUCGCUUAGCUCUGGCUCUGUACAAUAUUUCCCCCUUUCACCCGCUGUACCGUUUCCCGGGCCCCAGGCUGGCAGCAGCCUCCUUCAUCUACGAGUUUUGGUUCGACUUUGUUCUUCUAGGAAGAUAUAGCCAUGAGAUCAAGCGGAUGCAUGAUUUCUACGGGCCUAUCGUUCGGAUCAACCCCGAAGAGCUUCAUUGCAAUGAUCCUGACUUCACCGAGGAAAUCUAUCCCACUACUGGCAGGGUGCGAGACAAGCAGCAGCAUUAUCUCAAUACGGUGGCCGGCCCGCUGUCUCAGUCAUCGUUCGCCACCAUUGAUCAUGAGACACACCGCAUACGGCGGAGUGCCGUGAAUAGGUUCUUCUCACGAGCACAGAUGCUUAAGCUUGAGUCUGAAGUUCAUGAAUUUGCCCAACUUCUUUGUGACAAGCUGCUGCGCUCCAACAAGGCGCCGAUUCCCAUGAUCGAGGCAUACAACUGCUUCACAGCUGAUACCAUCUCUCAGUAUGCAUACGGCAGACCGCUUGGUUUCCUGGCUCAAGAAGACUGGCUGCCCAACUUCAAGGCUGCAUUUGAUUCCUUUACAAGCUCUUCGUACUUCUUCAGGUUCUUCCCUCCCGCUAGGAAUCUUGUGCACCUUGCCCCCUAUCUUGCCAAAUACGGGUCUGCUGAAGUCAAGCUACUCAUGACCGAAAUGACAGAAACCAUUCCCGGACACAUAAUUCGAGUUGCAAAGGAUCGGGGCCAUGGUAGGAUCUUCUCAGAUUUACUAGACUCCUCCCUUCCAGAAGAGGAGAAGUCAAUUUACCGCCUCUCAGGGGAAGGUUUCUCUCUCAAGGCAGCGGGAACUGAGACAACAGCGACUACCUUGACAGCCAUCACGUAUUACCUUCUUGCAGCGCCAGAGGUUGCGGCUCGGCUUCGGCAAGACUUGAAGGAUGUUGACCCCAAGAAGUUAUCGUGGACAACUCUUGAGAAGUAUCCCUACCUAUGGGCGGUCAUAAAUGAAGGCUUGCGCUUGACAUAUGGCCUAUCUCCGCGGUCGCCCAGGAUUGCACGAGACGAGGACCUGGUCUACCGCAAGGGGCAAUAUCAAUACAUCAUCCCAAGAGGAUACGCUAUUGGCAUGAGUUCUGUCAUCAACCAUCACAACGAAGAGAUAUUUCCAGACUCCGAGGAGUACAUACCAGAGCGAUGGUUGGAUGUUAACGGGCAGAAGAAGCACGGAAUGGAAAAGUACCUCAUGUCCUUUUCCAAAGGAAGCAGGCAGUGCCUGGGAAUGAACCUUGCACUGUGCGAGUUAUAUCUAGUGACAGCGGCUGUAACAUUGCGAGUACUGCCACAUAUGAAACUGUACGAGACCACGAUUGACGAUGUCAAGUAUGAUCAUGACCUCGUUACUUAUCAAACGAAAAAAGGGUCUAAGGGGAUCAGGGUUACGAUAUUGUGA
This is a messenger RNA of Neoarthrinium moseri, 1551 nucleotides long. RefSeq lists its product as uncharacterized. The transcript is spliced from 4 exons. The record is from RefSeq and is a predicted model, not a curated record. Gene Ontology annotation, molecular function: iron ion binding; heme binding; monooxygenase activity. Bases 1 to 1551 code for a protein of 516 amino acids. Lineage: Eukaryota; Fungi; Ascomycota; Sordariomycetes; Amphisphaeriales; Apiosporaceae.